AGGUGGGUUUGCCGGGGGCGGAGGCCCUCCUGGGACCCGGGCUGCUCGGCUGGGGAGAUGGCGGCGCGAUGGAGCAGCGAAAAUGUGGUGGUGGAGUUCCGAGAUUCGCAGGCAACGGCCAUGUCUGUGGACUGUCUUGGGCAGCAUGCAGUGCUUUCUGGCCGCCGAUUCCUGUACAUCGUUAAUCUAGAUGCCCCAUUUGAAGGUCACCGGAAGAUCUCUCGCCAGAGCAAAUGGGACAUUGGAGCUGUGCAGUGGAAUCCUCAUGACAGCUUUGCACACUGCUUUGCAGCUUCGAGUAACCAACGGGUCGACCUUUAUAAGUGGAAAGACGGCAGUGGGGAAGUUGGCACAACCUUACAAGGCCAUACUCGUGUCAUCAGUGAUUUGGAUUGGGCAGUGUUUGAGCCAGAUCUCCUGGUUACCAGCUCUGUGGACACCUAUAUUUACAUCUGGGAUAUCAAAGACACCAGGAAGCCUACUGUUGCACUGUCUGCCGUAGCGGGUGCCUCGCAAGUCAAAUGGAAUAAAAAAAAUGCUAACUGCCUUGCCACCAGUCAUGAUGGGGAUGUGCGGAUAUGGGACAAACGAAAACCCAGCACAGCAGUGGAGUACCUCGCAGCCCAUCUCUCUAAAAUCCACGGCCUAGACUGGCACCCAGACAGUGAGCACAUUCUUGCUACCUCCAGCCAGGACAACUCUGUCAAGUUCUGGGAUUACCGCCAGCCUCGGAAAUACCUCAAUAUUCUCCCUUGCCAGGUGCCUGUCUGGAAAGCCAGAUAUACUCCUUUCAGCCAUGGAUUAGUGACCGUGAUGGUGCCCCAGCUGCGGAGAGAAAACAGUCUCCUCCUUUGGAAUGUCUUUGAUCUGAACACCCCAGUCCACACUUUCGUGGGGCAUGACGAUGUGGUUCUGGAGUUCCAGUGGAGGAAACAGAAGGAAGGGUCAAAGGAUUACCAACUGGUCACGUGGUCCCGGGAUCAGACCUUGAGAAUGUGGCGGGUGGAUUCCCAGAUGCAGAGGCUUUGUGCAAAUGAGAUAGUAGAUGGUGUGGAUGAGUUCAUUGAGAGCAUUUCUCUUCUGCCGGAACCAGAGAAGACCCUUCACACUCAAGAUACAGAUCACCAGCACAACUCAAGCCAUGGGGAGGAAGAAGCCUCAAAGGACGAUCCCCCUAGCAACCUCCCGGAAGAAAGGAAGUCAGAUCAGUUGGGGCUGCCCCAGACUCUGCAGCAAGAAUUCUCCCUGAUCAAUGUGCAGAUCCGGAAUGUCAAUGUGGAGAUGGAUGCGGCAGAUAGGAGCUGCACAGUGUCUGUGCACUGCAGCAACCAUCGCGUCAAGAUGCUGGUGAAGUUCCCUGCACAGUACCCAAACAACGCAGCCCCUUCCUUCCAGUUUAUCAACCCCACCACCAUCACAUCCACAAUGAAAGCGAAGCUGCUGAAGAUCCUGAAAGACACGUCCCUGCAGAAAGUGAAACGUAACCAGAGCUGUUUGGAGCCCUGCCUGCGGCAGCUCGUCUCCUGCCUCGAGUCUUUUGUGAACCAAGAAGACAGUUCUUCCAGCAACCCCUUUGCUCUCCCAAACUCGGUCACCCCCCCUUUGCCAACGUUUGCGCGUGUCACCACUGCCUACGGGUCCUACCAGGAUGCUAACAUCCCCUUUCCCAGGACUUCUGGGGCCAGGUUCUGUGGAGCAGGUUAUCUGGUGUAUUUCACAAGGCCUAUGACAAUGCACCGAGCAGUUUCUCCGACAGAGCCCACUCCAAGGUGAGUCUGCAAGAUGCAGAGGGAAUCUAUACUCAUGUGGCCAGACUUGGGCCACACUCUGGAAACAGCCACUGUGUUUGUGUUUGGACACUUUAUUUUAUUUCUUCAGUAAAUUCUCAUGAUAAGAUUGAUUUGCGAAUGAUUAAGGUUCAUUAAGUUGCAGCUAAGCU
Messenger RNA from Chrysochloris asiatica (Cape golden mole), 1939 nucleotides. Its product is annotated as WD repeat-containing protein 59-like. The transcript has 17 exons. Bases 58 to 1773 code for a protein of 571 amino acids. Gene Ontology annotation, molecular function: protein binding. Lineage: Eukaryota; Metazoa; Chordata; Mammalia; Afrosoricida; Chrysochloridae. The record is from RefSeq and is a predicted model, not a curated record.